Molecule: messenger RNA, 639 nt
Organism: Periconia digitata
Lineage: Eukaryota; Fungi; Ascomycota; Dothideomycetes; Pleosporales; Periconiaceae
Source: the annotation of a GenBank genome assembly
UCAAACAGGCGCACCGUGUAGAGUUAGGUGCGAGGUGCGAGAUGCGAGGUAAAAUGCGAGUUCACUAUCCCCAUUUACCAGCCGACUCGUCGCAAAGAGGAGGAAUGAAAGUGUAUAAAUACAAACAUAAAGUCUACCCAAAGAAAAAAAAUCUACUAUACAAAUAUAACUUUUCAAGCGCUCCCUCAAUCCUCCUUCAUAUCAUUUACUUUCAAAUAUCUACGCCUUUUGUAGCCACACCGCUUAUGGCCUCAGGUGCCACGGCCAACUCUACUGCCAACUCUACUUUAGAUACGUCGAUCAAGGCCCCCAAAGCAAAUUACGUCGAGGUCUAUUUGUUUGAAAAGGAGGUGUGCAACGUAGAUUCAUACCUGCAAUACACAAUUGGCCCCGGGUCACCAGUUUGCAUUCCAGUACCCCUUCCUAGACGUGGAAUUAUUACAUUUCGGUUCUACCCACCCUCACUCUUACUCUCUGACUCUCUUAUUCUCUUGUUCCCUGAUUCAAAAUCGCUUGAUUUGGAUAGAGGUGAAUAGCCGAGCAGCUGGACUCGAUUCUCCUUCACGGCUGCCGAAGAGGGCAGAUCGUGUUGCAUCGUCGUCGCCUCCGACAUCUUUUCUCUUCGAGAACAUGCCUAUA